Populus nigra (black poplar) is the source of this 918-nucleotide messenger RNA. RefSeq lists its product as uncharacterized. The coding region runs from base 184 to 744 and encodes 186 amino acids. NCBI's taxonomy places the organism in Eukaryota, Viridiplantae, Streptophyta, Magnoliopsida, Malpighiales, Salicaceae. The record is from RefSeq and is a predicted model, not a curated record. The transcript has a single exon.
GCCUUGCCGGAAAAGACACGCUAUCACAAACAAGGCAACAUUAUACGAUAUCCCUAACUUCCUAUCUUCAACGGUCCUUCUUCUAUAUACACAAAUAAUACAUUCUCUUUGCAUUGUAUUUGCUCCUCCAACCCCACCAGCAGGUCGACCACCACCGCCGCUAUUCCUCCGUCCUCUCCACAAAUGUCACGUAACAAUCAUACAAUUACAACUACCAGAAUCCACAUAAUGGCCUUAGAUGGUAUCGUCAACGUAAAUUCCUUAUUCACCUUAGCACUCUUUCUUGGUCUUGCAUGGUACCCCACGGCACCUGACCCCACCACCACCCUUAUCACUGAUACUUCCUGCAUCGCCUCUUCUUCCAUCGUCGAGGAUCUCAUCGCUUUCCACGUCUAUUCUUUCAGCUCCUUUCUGUUCUCCAGUCUCAUUGCUUUGGCUGUCAAGCAAACCAUCAAGAUUUUUGAUACUAACAAAGAUGAUGAUUCUGAUGGGGUGGUGCGUAGUGCGCCCCUGGCUCAUGUUAACUUGGUGGCUUUACGGGCUGGGACUUUGGUUUCUGGGUUUGGGUCGGUUUUUGGAUGCGGGUUCUUGAUGAUGGCUUUGAUGGACUUGGUGCAAAUAAAGUUGGGGGUUCUGGGCUGUGGGAGUUUGCAUACAUUUGCUGCGGUUGCUCCUCUGGUUAUUUUGGUCCCUUCGGCUUUGGUAAUAUAUGUUUUUCUUAUGCUUUAUGCGUUUGCGCGCUAGCUUAGGGAGAUUUGAAGAAUUAAUUAGCUAGCUACCAUGUGAAUAUAUAUUGUUUUCUUUGAUCUUGCUGUCAAUGAAUUGUUUCCAAUACAUUGUAAAAGUUGUGAGAUGGACCUAUAUUGGUCUCUUGGAAAGUGAACUAGUAAAUAAAAAUUGAGAAUCUUUGAUUAAAAA